AUGGAUUACAUUGUUCCAGGAUUGACUGUCGGCAAGUACAUUUGGCAAUGCGGACCGACUACUCUCUGCUGUCAAUGGAGCAAGGAUAGUGAGAAAAUAUUCUGUGGCAGCUCUAACGGGAUUGGCGCAGUCUUGGAUCUUCAAACACCGCAACCGAUGCCUUUUGCCCGGCAUGCGGCGCCCCUCAGAUGCAUUCGUGUUGUGGAUGACGCUGUUGUUUGCACUGCUGGUUGGGACAAGCAGAUGAAGUAUUGGGAUCUUCGUGCUCCCAAUAGCGUACUGACAUCAGAAACUCCGGAGCGCGCGAAGUCAAUGGACUUUGCAACUUCUCUAUUGGUGGUGGGAAUGGAGAAUAAAAAGAUUGGGGUAUAUGAUAUGAGAAAACCUUGCGAGCCCCUCAAGGGUGACCAAGGUCCGCUCCGCCGCCCGAUCCAAUGCGUAUCCGUAUCUCCGUCGGGUACCAGCUACGCAUGCGGUGGUGUGGAUGGCCAUGUUGCAGUAGAAUACGCCGAUCGACAAGGCUACAUAUUCCGGGCCCAAGAGGAAGCACAGACACCAGUGAAUUGCAUGGCUUUCCAUCCCGUCUUUGGAGCACUCGCAACUGGGGGAGCGGACGGGGUGUGCAAUUUCUGGGAUAUCACCCAAAGAAGACGACUGAAAAGGUCCAUCCAAGCCAGUUCAUCCAUCACUAGUUUGACUUUCAACCCGAACGAUUCAUUCGGCGAAGCUAAGAUUCACAAGAAGCCAAGAACCCACGGUCAGCCAAUCAAAGUGACCCUUCGCGCUGUGACAAACUCGGAAGCAACCCCUCUGCCUAUGGAUAUUUGA
Messenger RNA from Spizellomyces punctatus DAOM BR117, 828 nucleotides. RefSeq lists its product as uncharacterized. The coding region runs from base 1 to 828 and encodes 275 amino acids. The record is from RefSeq and is a predicted model, not a curated record. NCBI's taxonomy places the organism in Eukaryota, Fungi, Chytridiomycota, Chytridiomycetes, Spizellomycetales, Spizellomycetaceae. Gene Ontology annotation, molecular function: ubiquitin binding. The transcript has 9 exons.